Messenger RNA from Conger conger (European conger), 3406 nucleotides. RefSeq names its product solute carrier family 38 member 5b (gene slc38a5b). Gene Ontology annotation, biological process: L-histidine transmembrane transport; glycine transport; L-glutamine transport. The record is from RefSeq and is a predicted model, not a curated record. The transcript has 16 exons. NCBI's taxonomy places the organism in Eukaryota, Metazoa, Chordata, Actinopteri, Anguilliformes, Congridae. Bases 254 to 1699 code for a protein of 481 amino acids. Gene Ontology annotation, molecular function: glycine transmembrane transporter activity; L-glutamine transmembrane transporter activity.
CUCUUUCUCCCCCUCUCUUUCUCCUGCUCCCUCACUCUACUGCUCUCUCUCACUAUCUCUGUUUCUUGCUUGUGUGCUUUUAGGAAUAUAUAACUGACGGACUGCCUGGAUGUCGGUACAGCAGCUGUUCAGUAGCUGGUAGAUUUGAGGAAGAUUCUAUGUGUAAAAACAUUAAGGAUAAGAGGUCCAUAUCUCCCACUUGGAUCCUUUGGAUCUUCAGCAAAGAUUGUCUCUGCAGUUGAGGGUGGUUCUGAUGGAGCCCUAUCAUAACAUGGAGCUGCAGAUGUUCUCUGACAGCACCAACAGCAUAGACACAGCCUCGGAGAAAGCCAUGUUGGAGGACAAUAUGUCAACGGAGCAGGAGGAGUUUCUGCCCCAUGGGUCUACUGGAAAGAAGAAGGCCCAGUUUACAGAUUUUGAAGGGAAGACGUCGUUUGGAAUGUCAGUCUUUAACCUCAGUAAUGCCAUCAUGGGAAGCGGGAUUCUGGGCCUGGCAUAUGCCAUGUCAAACACUGGCAUUAUUCUCUUCCUGGUCCUGCUCACAUCUAUUGCCAUUCUGUCAGCCUACUCUGUUCAUCUUCUUCUGAAAUGUGCCGGGGUUGUAGGAAUUCGAGCAUACGAGCAGCUAGGGAAACGGGCAUUUGGGCACCCAGGGAAAAUUCUGGCAGCUGUGAUCAUUACAAUGCACAACAUCGGAGCAAUGUCCAGCUACCUCUUCAUCGUGAAGUACGAACUGCCGCUGGUGAUCCAAGCCUUCCUGGGCCUUCAGUCCACUCACAGUGGAGAGUGGUUUCUGAAUGGGAAUAAUCUGAUCAUCAUCGUCAGCAUCAUCGUAAUCCUGCCUCUGGCCCUGAUGAGGCAGCUGGGGUACCUGGGCUACACCAGUGGCUUUUCUCUCACCUGCAUGGUGUUCUUCCUCAUAUCAGUAAUAUAUAAGAAAUUUAAUAUCCCCUGUCCUAUGGGAUCCAAUGGGAAUCACUCCGUCAACAGCAGCAUGGAGGGGGAUUGUGAGGCGAAACUCUUCACCAUCAACCAGCAGACGGCCUACACCGUCCCCAUCCUGGCCUUCGCCUUCGUGUGCCACCCUGAGAUCCUGCCAAUUUACACCGAGCUGCGAAAUGCUACCAAGAAGCGCAUGCAAGCCAUCGCCAACGUCUCCAUCUUAGGGAUGUUUGUGAUGUACCUUCUCACUGCUAUCUUCGGCUACCUCACCUUCUUCUCUGGCGCGGAGGCUGAGCUGUUGCACACGUACAGUAAGGUGGACCCUCUGGACCGGCUGGUGCUGUGUGUGCGUGUGGCAGUGCUGGUGGCUGUAACCCUCACUGUCCCUGUGGUCCUCUUUCCUAUACGGAGAGCUCUGCUCCAGCUGCUGUUUCCUGAGAAGCCCUUCCACUGGGCGAGACACAUCGGCAUUGCUCUCUCGCUCCUCUUCGUGGUCAACCUCCUCGUCAUCUUCGUGCCAAACAUCCGGGACAUCUUCGGCAUCAUCGGAGCCACGACUGCUCCUAGUUUGAUCUUUAUUUUGCCGGGGUUGUUCUACUUGCGUAUCGUCCCUACCGACCAGGAGCCUCAAAACUCCAGGCCAAAGAUUCAGGCCGCGUGCUUCAUGACUCUGGGGUUUGUGUUUAUGGUGAUGAGCAUGUCGUUCAUCGUGAUGGACUGGGUGCGUGGGGAGAGCAGGAGUGGGGGCGGGCACUAGGAUCCAAAACGGGCACAACAAACCCUCACCCCACCCCACCCCCUAUUGGUCUGCCGUAAGAUGCCCCUGUGAAAGGCUGAUCCCACCCCACCCUUCCCAAUCUAAAAUUGAUGUCACACUCUCACGUGGAGACCUGGUAGAGUUUUGGCAAGCACAGUGAUGUCACUCCCCAACCUCCUCCAGCAGGAGAAUCAUAGCUGUCUCCGUGCCUGCUUGGAUGUGCCUCAGAUGGGUGGGGCGAUCACCAUUGCGCUCCCACUGGCUGUGGUGCCCUCGGUCUUCUGGCGCUCAGCUAAUAAUGAUACAAAAAUGAGAGAAAACAUGCCUUUUAAUGUCACACAGGUGAGGAGCGACCUGCCAGCCCUCUUGUCCCUCGCCUUCCAGAAUGUUCCAACACAGCCGCGUGGGGCACCGCUGCCGAGCGGUUUGUUCCCCGAUCAGAUGUUAAAGUUGAACAGAAGCCAAAGUACAUCCUGAGCCAAAUUAAGCAGCUAUUUUAGAGUAGUACAUUCAGCGCUCUCUAACCAGGGCGUCAAAGAGGAAUAGAGGAAUCAAGUGCUGAAAAAAAAAAGAAAAAGUAUGCAUUUAUUUUUAAAAUGUUAUUUAUAUUUUAUCUUGCAGCUUUGCAAUGAUGUUGAAUAAGUGCCUUUCAAAUGUAUUUAUUGUUUUUGCGGUCAGCCCUCACCCUGCAGCCAAUGGGAAAGGGUGCAUGGGCUUUAGAGUCGGUCACACCACCUGGAUGAAGAUGUAUAAACGAUGCUGAAAUUAUGUAUAAAAAUGCUGAAAAUGAUAUCCAGAGUUUGUAUUUAGCCAUUUUACAGCUUCAGUCGGAUAUAAUAUUGUGCUGUUAUUGCAGUCAAUAUGAAUAGGAAUAUGAAUAUAAGUAUUGAUUUUCAAAACUGGUGUCUGGUGGUUUUUGGGAAGUAGUGGUUUCUCACCUCACCCUGUGGACUGUGUGAUGUGCCAGAAGGGCCCAAGGUACUUUCCUCCUGUCAGUGAAGCAUGGAAGGCAGCAGCUUUUAGAACAAGAAAACAAAUUGCGACAGAUAAGCAAACUAGCUAACUAACAUAGAUACAGAUAUCUAAAACAUUUUUUAAGAAAAACUGCCUACGAAGAGGUAUGUUCACAUCAUCUGUGGUUGGGUGAGCUGUCGAACUGCUAUUUGUCUUGGAGGCAGCAGUCAGGCGUUAUUGAGAGAGGAAAGUACCAUGGGUGCCAGAGGGCCUCUCAGCCUUGCUCAGCCCUCAGAUCACUGAGACAGUGCCCCCUGUGGGGGGGAGUACUGAACUCCUCACACCUCCAUCAUAAUAACCCAUUCCACCAGCAGGGGGCGUCGAGUUCUGCUGUUUUCUUGUCAGUCUGUCGGUCUCUCUGUCUAUGGUAUUUGGCUUGCUUGAGGUUGCUAAGUAUCUGAGCCAUUGUUGACAGAGAGCGUGUCUGUCUGCAGUGAUAAGAGCAAUGAGGUUUCAUGUCUAAAUGAAUCCACUGUUAUUCAGAAACGGGAAGCCCAGAGCUGAGGCAUAAUGAACAGGGUUGCGGUAGCUCAUUACUCAUUACCGAGUUCUGGAUUUCAUCACGUCAGGACAGAGGAACAUAAAGAUACAGUUGUUCUUCUCCUAUGUGUAUUUUCAUUUUCCAUUUAUCAAAUGUAUGUUUUGUGACAAUGGUUCAAUGCUGUUUGUAAUAAAGGAGAAAGAUCCUGUCAA